Dreissena polymorpha is the source of this 1136-nucleotide messenger RNA. RefSeq lists its product as uncharacterized. The record is from RefSeq and is a predicted model, not a curated record. The transcript has 9 exons. Lineage: Eukaryota; Metazoa; Mollusca; Bivalvia; Myida; Dreissenidae. Bases 95 to 961 code for a protein of 288 amino acids.
CCACCCGUUGUGGGGAUUCCAGUAUUGGAUUUCCAAUGUUUAUAGAAACCAAUAGAUUUUCUGAUUGUCUUGAGAUGAAUGUUUUACCACCAACAUGAAGAUAAUAUUGUGUUUGUUUUUCCUUGCAUGUGCAAGAACGGUAGUCGUAAGUUUGGAAUAUACUUGCACCGACGCAGGUUUAUAUAACUGCAAUGCUGGAGAAGGCCCGAUAAUGUUAUAUGACACUCGACACCUGCAAUUCGAUGACAGUGCUAUGCCAUCUGCAUUUGCAAAAGCAGACCAUUUCUACAGGGAAACCAACAGAAUUGUUCUUGAUGUUUUGAAGUAUAUAUCACGUUUACGUGUCAAUACGGGUAUUUACCAUUGGGAUUCUACCAUGGCGUCAUCACGACGCGUUUCGGAUGUAGUUUGUCGAAUGCACUCUCCAAUAGAUGCCACGAACACAAAUCGGCUUGGAGUUUCAUUUUGCGGUGUCGGCUUGGCUGUUUCUAGAGCUUUUAAUAGCGAUGCGAUUGGUGCUGUUUCUGCUGGAGCUGUUGCUGUUCACGGGUAUAUGCUACAACAAUUUGAAGUGCGCGUGAUGUAUCAGCUAAAAGACACGAGUUUAUACAUGCAGCUGAACGAUAAGAACCAAAUUUCCGCUGUGUAUCUAGACGACAUAAGUAAAGACAGUGGAGUUUACGUUAUUCGGAAAGUAUAUGCAUCGGAUAACAAAUUAUACAACCUCGCUCAAAUUGGUCUGAAUGGCACCUCCUGGAUUCAAGUCCUUGGAAAUACAACUACGUUGGCGACACAGGCUACCCUUUUUAAAACUUAUAAAAAUGGAGAUGAUAUCAGAUUUGAAUACAAUGAUACCUGUAUGUGCUUUGAUGAAAAUGGACACACACUAGACAUGAUAUCCACUAAUAUUGCGCUACAAAACAAAAGAUUUCAUUGUGUCUUCAUUGAAAUACCCGUUUAAUGCGCCUUUUCAACUCGAACAAUUGUUUUAGACGUGUUAAUAAUACUGACUCAUAUAGUUAUGUCCUAAUGUUAUGAACUUAAAUUGUCUAAGCUUGCAAAUGAUCAGUUCAUAUAAUUUACCUAUAUUUUGGACUCUUGUGUCAAUUGGAGCAAAACAAAAAACAUAGAACCGA